Molecule: messenger RNA, 282 nt
Organism: Meloidogyne enterolobii
Lineage: Eukaryota; Metazoa; Nematoda; Chromadorea; Rhabditida; Meloidogynidae
Source: the annotation of a GenBank genome assembly
AUGGUCAACUACAAAUACGAACGUUGUUCUGUUUGCUUUAAAAGUUUGACUAAUGAAAGUGCUCAUACUUUAACAACUUGUAAUCAUCAAUACCAUAAAAAGUGUAUUACAAAUUGGAUUUCUGGAGGGGCUGAACACUGUCCUCGAUGCCGAACUCAUGCUACUUUGAUUGAUAUUAAGGCACUUCAUGUUGAACAAGCCGAUAACGAUGAUGGCGAUUCUGAUAAUGAAUUGACUCAAAGUACAAGUAAUAUGACUAUACAAGAUCCGGCUGUAAGUUAA